GGCAUGUGGGUGUGUACUGGAGUGGAGCGGUAGAUGGUAAGUCACAAAAAUAAUGAAUGAGUGCUUUGAAAAAUGUGUGUCGUCUUAAAUGAGGUAGAAACAUAGCACGUUAAAUUAGUUUUAGAUUUGCAUACACCUACAUAAAAUACUCCACUAGUAAUAUCUAGCUGCUUGUUGGGCAGAUGUGGAUGUGAGCGAGCCGGGAUGGCCUAGCUGCUAUGCAUCUCCGAUCAUCAUCUAUAUGUAUAUAUAUAUAUGCCCGCAUGUAGCUAGCGAUCGAUCAUUUCAUUUCUCACACAGUUAAAAGCUAGAAUGGGUGGGGUGAUGAGGAUGACGGUGGCCGCGAUGAUGAUUGUGGUGGUGGUGAAUGGGAUUAUUGGCGCAGGAGGAGAGCCGCAAGUUCCAUGUUACUUCAUAUUUGGGGAUUCAUUGGUGGACAACGGAAACAACAACGAUAUUGGGUCAUUGGCGAAGGCUAAUUACAUGCCUUACGGCAUUGAUUUCCCCGGCGGCCCCAGUGGAAGGUUCUCCAAUGGCAAAACCACCGUUGAUGUCGUUGCUGAGCUGUUGGGAUUCGACGAUUACAUUCCGCCAUACGCAAGCGCCAGGGGUGAAAAUAUUCUUAAGGGAGUCAAUUAUGCAUCUGCAGCAGCUGGAAUUAGAGAUGAAACUGGCCAGCAGCUGGGUGACAGGACAAGUUUUUCUGGGCAAGUGAGGAACUACAAGAGCACUGUGGAGCAGGUGGUGCAAAUACUAGGAGAUGAGGACUCGGCUGCAAAUUAUCUGAGCCAGUGCAUUUACUCCAUUGGAGUGGGCAGCAAUGACUACCUCAACAACUACUUCAUGCCUAUUUACUACUCCUCCAGCCGCCAGUAUACUCCUGACCAGUAUGCUGACCUUCUCAUUCAACAAUACACUCAACAGCUUCAAACUCUAUACGACUACGGAGCGCGGAAAUUUGUACUGAUUGGAGUGGGCGCCAUUGGGUGCAGUCCAAACGCUCUGGCCCAAAACAGCCCGGACGGUCAAACGUGUGUGGAAAGAAUCAAUGUGGCAAAUCGGAUAUUCAACCAAAAACUGAGGGCACUUGUGGACAGUUUCAACAGCAAUACACCGGAAGCAAAAUUCAUCUACAUAAAUGCCUACGGAAUUUUUGAAGAUUUAAUCGAAAACCCCUCAACUUAUGGAUUUAGAGUGACGAAUGCCGGUUGUUGUGGCGUGGGGAGAAACAAUGGCCAGAUAACAUGUUUGCCUUUGCAAAAUCCAUGCCUAAAUAGAAAUGAGUAUAUAUUUUGGGAUGCUUUUCAUCCCGGUGAGGCAGCAAAUAUUGUAAUCGGAAGGAGAUCUUACAGUGCACAGAAUCCAUCUGAUGCGCACCCUUAUGAUAUUCGUCACCUGGCACAGGUGUAAUCAUUAAUGAAUAAUACCACAAUAUGAAUUUGUCAUUUUAAUUAAUUGACGAGUGAUUCAGUUCCUUUCAUAUUCUAAUAUGUACUUGAAGGUGAUUUAAUUUAGUAACUGUAUUGUAUAGUGUUCAUAGACUAUAUCGAUAGUCACAG
Cuscuta europaea is the source of this 1559-nucleotide messenger RNA. The record is from the annotation of a GenBank genome assembly. NCBI's taxonomy places the organism in Eukaryota, Viridiplantae, Streptophyta, Magnoliopsida, Solanales, Convolvulaceae.